Molecule: messenger RNA, 312 nt
Organism: Colletotrichum acutatum
Lineage: Eukaryota; Fungi; Ascomycota; Sordariomycetes; Glomerellales; Glomerellaceae
Exons: 2
Coding region: 1-312 (103 amino acids)
Biological process (GO): mitochondrial respiratory chain complex II assembly
Cellular component (GO): mitochondrion
Source: RefSeq, a predicted model, not a curated record
AUGGCAGUAGCGAAGCGCGGUCUUUCCGGUCUUCAAAGGGAGGUUUUGGCACUCUAUCGACAAUGUAUUCGGGAAAUUCGGAAGAAGCCAGAGACUGCACGGCCUCACUUUCAAUCUUUCGCAAGGCAAGCUCGCACAUCAGCUUCCUCAUGUGCCGCUCAGCACCAUACUGACCAACACAUUAGGACAGAGUUUGAAAGGUAUAUUACGGUCGACAAGCGCGACUUCUCCGUUGUAGAGCACUUGUUGCGGAAGGGCCGCCGCCAGCUCGAGACCUACUCUUCACCGAGCAUCAAGGACAUCAGCCGGUAA